GCCAAAACAGACAGGACAACAUCUCAUCCCAUCACGUCCAAUCUGUCUCUCUUGACACGGCUGUCACCAUGGAGAUGACACUUCUCCUGCUCCUUCUCUGUGCCAGAGUCUGCUACACUGCCGCAAACAGCCGACUCAGAAAAUUCAGCGUCAUUCAGCUACGAUGUAAUUGGACAACGGCAUUGAGCUACUGUAAGAGCAAUCAUAGUACUCUCGCCACGAUGUACAACCAGGAGGAAUAUGAGCAGCAGAAACAGUUGCUACGUAAUGGAAUCAGCAAUGCCUGGAUAGGUCUCAACCGCCAGCGGUACAGACUGAAGUGGUCCAAUGGAGACCCUGUUAAUGCCUCUGCAUGGCCAUCACUUCCAAGUGAAAACCAAUAUUCCUAUUGUGCAUCAAUGCACACAAAUACAACAUGGUCAUUAUGUACAGAUCCCAAGAUCUUCAUGUGUUACGGAAAUGGGCCUGGUGAUUCCUUUCCCCAAUACAGGCUGAUUAAACAAAACCUGACCUGGUAUGAAGCUCAGAAUUACUGCAGAUAUAACUUAAUUGACCUCGUCAGUAUUAUGAAUGAGAGACAAAAGGAAGAAGUGAAGAACUGCGGGAUGAACAGCACCACUCCUUUCUGGAUCGGUCUACUGUAUGAUGACUGGGAGUGGGCUGAUGGAGGGAAAUCUGCCUAUAGAAAGUGGUCCACAAUAGCUCCGUAUCCUAAGGAGAAUAUCCUAAGGAACUACACUUAUCUAAUGAAGAGUUUGGAAGAUAUUUUCACUGUAUCACUUAAAAAUAAAUGUGACGGUGCAAUCUGCUCUGAAGGAUCAGUGCGCGUCCACAUUAUCAGGGAAAAAAAGAUAUGGGAAGAUGCUUUGAACUACUGCAAUAAACACCAUGAUGGACUGCUGCGUUUUGAGUCUGCAGAAGACCUGUCAGCGAUCGACCAGCAGUUAAAAGGGACUAAUUUAACUGGCCCCGUGUGGAUCGGUCUGAGACAGAGCAGUCUCUUUGGGUUCUGGGUCUGGACCAAUGGGCUGUCAGUGAACCCAGAGGACUGGAGUAACUGGGAGGGAGGGAUAUGGCCUCAAUUGCCCCUGUCCCACCAAUGUGGUGCCAUGGAAACAAAGAAGGGAUACAAGUGGGUUGAUCAGGACUGUCUGUCGCAGUUGUACUUUGUUUGUGAAGAACUGAUCUGAACUCAGGAACGCGGCAAACAACUAAAA
Molecule: messenger RNA, 1217 nt
Organism: Esox lucius (northern pike)
Lineage: Eukaryota; Metazoa; Chordata; Actinopteri; Esociformes; Esocidae
Product: secretory phospholipase A2 receptor
Exons: 5
Coding region: 69-1190 (373 amino acids)
Source: RefSeq, a predicted model, not a curated record